AUGUUCGCCAAAGGUAAAGGGACCGCGGUGCCAUCGGACGGGCAGGCUCGGGAAAAAUUGGCAUUAUAUGUCUAUGAAUAUUUGUUGCACGUGGGAGCUCAGAAAUCCGCACAGACGUUUUUAUCAGAGAUAAGAUGGGAGAAGAACAUAACCCUGGGUGAACCGCCAGGCUUUCUGCACUCUUGGUGGUGUGUGUUUUGGGACCUGUACUGCGCAGCACCCGAGCGAAGGGACACAUGUGAUCACUCCAGUGAAGCGAAGGCCUUCCACGACUAUAGCGCAGCUGCAGCACCAAGUCCAGUACUGGGCAACUUGCCCCCCGGUGAUGGGAUGCCAGGCGGCCCUAUACCUCCCGGAUUCUUUCAGCAGGGACCCCCUGGUUCCCAACCCUCCCCUCACGCUCAGCUCCCUCCAAACGCUAACAUGAUGGCCGCGCACGGACAGCCAUUUAUGUCACCUCGCUAUGCUGGAGGACCUCGACCGCCCAUGAGAAUGGGUAACCCGCCUCCAGGUGGACAGCCUUUACCUCCAAAUAUGAUGGACCCUACAAGACCAACAGGCCAUCCAAACCUGGCAUCCAUGCAGAGAAUGAACGCUCCACGAGGAAUGGGCCCAAUGGGACCAGGACCACAGUCUGACCCAUGGUUAUCACUACAGAACUAUGGUGGAGGAAUGAGGCCUCCAAACUCUAUGGGGCCGGGAAUGCCAGGAGUAAACAUGGUAGCAGGAGCUGGCAGACCGUGGCCGAAUCCUAAUAAUGGAAACACGAUCUCAUAUUCCUCUUCAUCCCCAGGAACAUAUGUGGGUCCUCCAGGAGGAGCAGGAGGUGGUGGAUGUCCUCCAGGAACACCUAUCAUGCCAAGUCCAGCAGACUCCACUAACUCGGGUGAAAACCUCUACACAUUGAUAAACUCAGUGCCACCAGGAGGAAACAGAUCCAGUUUUACUAUGGGUCCGGGGUCAGAUGGUCCAAUGGGAGGACUGGAGCCACAUCAUAUGAAUGGAUCAUUAGGUUCAGGUGACAUCGAUGGACUCACAAAGAACUCCCCUAAUAAUCUGAGUGGCCUGAGCAACCCUCCAGGAACACCACGAGACGACGCUGAACUGAGCGGAAGCUUCCUGCACUCCUUCCAGAAUGAAAAUUACUCACCAACAAUGACAAUGAGUGUGUGAAGGACAAACCCCAGCUCCAACUCCAGGGACCAACUUCAACGAGACCCAGAGUGAGUCAAACCUCACACUUAAUACCAACCAAAUCCUGCCGAAGCUCUGGGCGAACCAGGCGCUCCUCGUUCCAGCAUGAAUAGAUGAACUCUGCUUACAGGAAGGACCUGUCUGAGACGGGAGCUCCCCUCCCCUUCCACCUUUUACACCUCUUUUACAUUUUGUAUUGCUUUAUCAGAUGCCCCCCUCCACAGGACAAGACGACAUAAGCUUGUUUCUUUUCAGUAAGUUGAUCUGAAAUGGUCGGGACCAUGACAACAUUACACUGUGGAUGUAGUGCUGCAUACUAGAGCUUCUUCAGCGCAGACACAGCGUCUGUAUCACAUUCCAUUAGAGUAUUUUAGGAUCUAGUCUGAUAUUUUAAAAAACGUUUCAUAACCCCUGUCUCUCUGUAAUGACUUCCUUGACAAUGACUUACUCCAGAGGAAUGGCUUGGGCUACAGCAGAUGAAAUGCACUGACAGGAAUGGCAAUUAAUCUACUGUCCUUUAUUCCUUUCUGAUGCAUACUUAGGAACGUAAAGGACUGUUAGUAAAAGGUUUCUCCAUUUUGUUGUUUUCUAUUUAUGGAUUUUAUUGCUGAAGUCUUUUAAUAACAGCAGUGACACCUACUAUAAGACAAUUGUGGUAUGUGUCAUGUUUUCCAUAGAUUGACAUUAUUUAUUUAAUAGUUUGCCCAAAAAUGAAAACUGAGUCAUCGUUUAGGAUGUUCACCCUUUUUUGUAUUAAAGGUUUGAUUCGAUUAAACUAAAUUCUCUGAUAUUACUUUUAUUAUGCAGAUUUUUUAAAGCGAUAUUACUCCCAAACAUGAAACUUCCUUAUCAUUUACUCCAGUGCUUCUAAACCUCUUCCUUCUGUUGAACACAAAACUGUUCUGAAGAAAGUUGGAGGGAAUAAAGAUAAAUCAAUAAAUUGAGAUCUGUUUUAGGAACAAAAAAGUACCAUGGAAGUCAAUGGCUGGCUGCUUUUUUCCAAAAUUCUUCAGUAUAUAUUCCUUUGUGUUCAGCAGAAGUAACUCAAACAGGUUUGGAACAAGCGGAGAGUGAGUAAAUAUUGACGGAAUGUACAUUUUCGAGCAUUCAGACUCCAAACAAACAGUUCAGGAUCACUAAAUAAUUGAAAACAAACCUGUUUCUAUUCGCUUGCAGGUUAACUCCACUUGCAAGCAGACGCAAGUGUUGUUGACCUGAAAUAUGAAUGUAAAACAGACCAAAGACUUCUAAAACUACUCAACUCUCUGAGUAUUUAAUAAAAUGCAGAGUGCUCAGAACUUGUAAGGUGUUAAACUGACAUUUAGUGCCUAACUAAGCUGCUGACGCAUUGAAAACUGAAAAAAAUGUAUAUAUAUAUAUAUAUAUAUAUAUAUGUAUUGUGUGUAUAUAUAUAUAUAUAUAUAUAUAUAUAUAUAUACACACCUGAUUCAGAGCAUCAGCUAGUUUGCAGAGAAUGAAAGACCUGUAAUGAGUGUGAAAGACAAGGGAGAAAUCAAAAACAUACAGUGUUGGUGGUCCUCCAGGAUCGUGGUUGAGAAAAAGACUACACAGAAUGCUUUCAUAAAAACAUACACUAUGUUUCAAAUGCUCUAAUUGUAUGUCGGAUUCUAUGGAAAACCAAUUUUAUUUAAUCAAUCUUAUAACUAAAAUUCAGACCUUUUAUCAUUUGCUUUUGUCCAGCACUGCACGUUCAUGAGACUCUGUUAUAGCAUUAAUGUUUUCAAAAAAUACUUAAAAAACAAUGUGUAGAAAUCCUAAAAAAAACUGUUUUUUACAUUUUAGGACAUCCUCAGACCACAGUCAUACAAUGACAAGGCAUCAUACGUCAUAAUUUCAGGCAUCAUUCCUCAGACUAAAAGACUUUUGGUCUCAGGAAAAAUAAUGUCAGACGUUGUACAAUCUGACGUCAGACAAAAUGGACUUUGAAAUUUUCAUCUUCGUUUUGCCUGAUUCCUAAUUGUACGAGACCUCCUGGAG
Molecule: messenger RNA, 3192 nt
Organism: Danio rerio (zebrafish)
Lineage: Eukaryota; Metazoa; Chordata; Actinopteri; Cypriniformes; Danionidae
Source: RefSeq, a predicted model, not a curated record